AUGCGGGAGGUGAACUUCAGCAUUCCCAAUGUUAACAAGGCCUCUGUCAAUAUUACGACAACCUUAUAUGACCGGCGAGCCCUCGAUUGCACAUCAACACUACCCCUCAUAAACUCUCUCAAUCAUCUUGCAUAUCUCACUACAUCAUCUGCCCGUAUUCGCGAUAUUCUCACCGUCGAUGGCGGCAUUGAAAGACUCGUGUGCAUCCUCAAAGAAGGCCGGAGCAGGGACCUCAUGGAGAUGUGGAAGUGGAGUCUGGCCUUUCAAUGUGUUGUGAAUAUCGGAGUGAGAGGUUCAGAAAGCGUGAGAACAAGGGUUGUCGAAGCCGAUAUGGUGCCGGUAAUUGCAACGAUCCUGGAUAACUAUAUCAAGGUUGUCGACAAGGCACGAGCCCGAGCCGAUUCCGAGUCUCAAAGACAGUCGUCCAGACAUCAUUCGAAAGCUGUGCCAACAUCAAAUGAUGCAUCUGGACGUUCGUCCUUCCUGGAACAGUCAUCGACAGCUGAACAACGAAUCUCUCGUCGCCACGCCCCCCUCCCAGUAUCGAAAUUCCACCCCAACCUUUCUUCCAGGAAAACCAUUCCCGAUGACCUCCCCCCUGAGAGAAGCACUUUCGGACAAGACCUACACCACCAUAGAACAAACGACGGCCGCUUUGCGCAUGGCAACCACCGACACAGAAUGCAGCCUUUGGCCACAGCAUUGCCUUCGAUGGACGCUGCUGAUGGCUUCGGUCUGCGGCCCGUGCGUGAUAAUGAGCGGUUACCGAGCAUGCUUCCUGGCUUCCACACCGGACUCACUUCUCAGCCAGAUUCUCCGACUACCCCCAAUGCUCCUGUACAGCCUCGAAGCAGCGCACAGGCUACAAUUGCGAGGCAACGUCCGUCGUUGAGACAGCAGCUGUCGGCAUCGGGCGAAUCCGAUGAUGGAAACGGAGACGGUUCUACGAUGGAUGAGGAUCCUGCUUCCACAGAGGCAGCUGAGCCUAUCGUUGGACUGCAGAACAGAAUGGACAUCGAUGACGUCGGCGAGAGAGAUACGAUACUAGGCGGCGUUUCCGAUUCUCACGAUCUCACAGUAACAGAUCCUUCCGAAGAGCAGGAAGCCGAGACCUUCAACAUUACACACCGUUCCACAGUGGACGGCAGCAUGAUCAAUACCGACAACGCCCAAAAUAACGCCGCUCUGGGGUUAUCCCCUACCCAGGCAGCUGAUAACGCCAACUCCCCGGCUCUUGUUCCAAGCCCUUACUCUCUAUACUUUCGCGAUCGAACAACCACGGCCGCUCAUGGUGUUUUGACAACUAUGCCUAGGGACGAGGACGUUCUCAUGUCCCUCCAACUUUUGGCUUAUGUCUCCAAGUACUGCAACCUCCGGUCCUACUUCCAGCAUUCUCAUUUCGUCCCGAAACUCAAGAUUGAUCGCGAACUUCAAAUGCUAGAGGAAGGAACAUCGCCAAUUGACCUUCCUGAAGAAGAGGACGAGUAUCUGCUUCCUGAUGAUGUCAACAUCUUCCCUCUGGUUGAGAAAUUCACCGUCCGUCACCACUCAAAAGAUAUGCAAUACUGGGCUUGCGUGGUCAUGCGGAAUCUUUGCCGUAAGGACGAAUCCAGAGGAGGUAUCAGGCAAUGUGCAUACUACAAGUGCGGAAAGUGGGAGGAGUUUCAGCGUCAAUUCGCAAAGUGCCGCCGUUGCCGCCGCACCAAAUAUUGCAGCAAAGAUUGUCAAAAAGCAGCGUGGGUUUAUCAUCGUCAUUGGUGCCACACCACGCCCUGA
Molecule: messenger RNA, 1776 nt
Organism: Aspergillus novofumigatus IBT 16806
Lineage: Eukaryota; Fungi; Ascomycota; Eurotiomycetes; Eurotiales; Aspergillaceae
Gene: samB
Product: MYND-type zinc finger protein MUB1
Exons: 2
Coding region: 1-1776 (591 amino acids)
Biological process (GO): ubiquitin-dependent protein catabolic process; establishment or maintenance of cell polarity
Cellular component (GO): MUB1-RAD6-UBR2 ubiquitin ligase complex
Source: RefSeq, a predicted model, not a curated record